AUGCCUAAGAAAGGUGGAAAGAAGGGCAAGAAGGGCGGCAACAAGCCCGCCGCCGUCGCUGGUGCUGCCGUCGACAAGGUCGCCGACACCGCGAAGAGCGUGGUCCACCCUCAAGAAAAUGUCGAGGACAAGGCGCACACUGAAUCCCAGCCCGAAACCGCAACUGAGACUUCCGAGACUGUGACCAAGCCCACCGAGACCGUCGAGUCCAAGGCCAAUGAGGCCGAUACCGAAAAGGCUCCCGUCGCGGAAAAGGACACAGUCGACGAGGCCGUAGAGAAGGCGCAGGCCUCCAAGGCCGGUCAGGUCGGCGAAUUGGACGCUGGCGACGCCACCGGUAGUGCCAUCAUCCCCGAAAAGACCACCAAGGAGUCGGCCGUCGUCCCCGAGACCCCCAAGGAGCCCGCUCCUUCCACCGCGACCGGCGCGGCCACCACACUCACUGAGCGCCCCAAGACUUCGGAGUCGACCGCUGCUGCGGCCGCCGCCCCUGCCCCUGAGCCUCUCCCCGCCCCCGAGGUUGCUCCUGCGGCCGCGGAGGCUGAGGCUGAGGCCACCCACAAGCGCCCGUAUGACCAGCCCAUCUUCUCCGACGAGGAGAACUUGAAGCCCCACAAGAUGCCCAAGACCGAGGAGGAGCAGCUUGCAGCUAGCGCCGCUAAGGAUAAGGCGACCAUUGAGAACCUUGCCGGUGCUGGUCCUGCUUCGACUGCUGCGUUGACGACUCCUGAGCCAGUGCCUGCCAAGACCGAGGCUCCCAAGGAGGCCCCCAAGGCCGAGGAGAAGAAGGUAGAGGAGAAGAAGCCCGAGGCUGCUCCCAAGACCACCGCUCCAUCCAGCGGUGCCAAGCCUUCCUCCUCCGACGCGGUCGCUGGUGCAGCUGCGGCCAUGUCCUCCAGCAAGGACAAGUCUGCCGCCCCCGCAACCAAGGAGGCCGAGCUCAAGAAGCCCGAGGCAGCCCUGAAGCGCGGCGAGGAGCCCCAGCCCAAGACCGAGACCCCCAAGGCCGAGCCCAAGACCGAGUCCAAGCCCGAGACCAAGGAGCCCGUCAAGGACGAGGCCAAGGACGAGUCCAAGGCAUCGGAGCCAUCAGAGGGCGAGAAGGAGAAGAAGAAGGAGAAGGGCGGAUUCUUCUCCUGGUUGAAGCGCAAGUUCAAAUGA
Messenger RNA from Penicillium arizonense, 1161 nucleotides. RefSeq lists its product as uncharacterized. NCBI's taxonomy places the organism in Eukaryota, Fungi, Ascomycota, Eurotiomycetes, Eurotiales, Aspergillaceae. The transcript has 3 exons. The record is from RefSeq and is a predicted model, not a curated record. Bases 1 to 1161 code for a protein of 386 amino acids.